GGGAAGGCGAAGGGUUUGGCCGGCGGGGCUGGACAGCCGCCCCCCCCUUGGCCCUGGGGGGUCCUGAUCCCACCCCCUCUGCACCCUUGGGCCCGGAUCCGACCCGUGCAAGCGCUCCCUGCGAUGCGCGCCCAGUGAGCCCCUCCUCGCCAUGCUGGCCCUCUUGGCCGGGCUGGCGUUGGCCUGGUGGGGGGCGGCGGGCGCCCCCCCGGAGCCGGCGCCGGGGGGCCGCUUCGUGUGCACCUCGCUGCCGCCGGACGCCUCGUGCCCGCUGCCCCCCGCGCCGCCCCCCGAGGAGGAGCUGAAGGCCGCCGUGCUCCGCCUGCGGGAGACCAUCCUGGCCCAGAAGGAGACGCUCGGCCAGCAGCGGGACGCCAUCCGCGAACUGACGGCCAAGCUGGGACGCUGCGAGGCCGCCGGCCCCGACGGCAAGGGGGGCGGCGGCGGGCCCCCCUUCAAGAAGGAGGCAGGCAAGGGCAAGGACACCAUGGGCGACCUGCCCCGGGAUCCCGCUCGCCUGGUCGACCAGCUCAGCCGCACCAUGCAGGCCCUCAAGGACCGCCUGGAGAACCUGGAGCAUCAACUCCGGGCCAACGUGUCGUACGCCGCUCUGCCUCUCGAUCUCCGAGAGAUGCUCCAGAAGAGGCUGGGGGACCUGGAGCGCCACCUCCUCAGCAAAGUGGCCGAGCUGGAGAACGAGAAGUCUUUGCUCCACAACGAGACGUCCACCCACCGGCAAAGGACGGAGGCGGCUUUGAACGCGCUGCUGGAAAGGGUCUCUGAGCUGGAACGAG
Messenger RNA from Sphaerodactylus townsendi, 794 nucleotides. Its product is annotated as neuronal pentraxin-2-like. The transcript has 2 exons. NCBI's taxonomy places the organism in Eukaryota, Metazoa, Chordata, Lepidosauria, Squamata, Sphaerodactylidae. The annotation marks the transcript as partial. The record is from RefSeq and is a predicted model, not a curated record.